AUGGGGCCCACGGCCAGCCCUACAGCCACCCCGCAGCGAGCCCCACGGACGGCCCACAGCUACCCUCGGCAGCCGCACAGAGAACCACAGAGAACCCCACAGACACCCUCGGCAGUCCCACAGAGAACCCCACGGCCACCCUCGGCAGUCCCACAGACAACCCCACGGACACCCUCGGCAGUCCCACAGAGAACCCCACAGACACCCUCGGCAGUCCCACAGAGAACCCCACGGCCACCCCACGGCUACCCCCGGCAGCCCCACGGCCACCACCGCGGGGGCCACACAGCGGUCUACCCCCGGCCCAGGGUGACCUCCAGAGCCCCGGUGCCCGUACCCCGGGGCUGGUGGCAGCGGGUGGCGGGGAACCGGGGGCUCAUGGGGGUGCCCUGGGGCCGGGGACCCAUGUCCCCCACCCUGCGCCACCCAGCUGGGGCCAGCCAGAGCCCCGACACGGCGGGGGUUACCGGGAAGCUCCCUGGCAUCGGCGACGGCACCUUUCCCGCCGUUACGCCGUGCCGUGCUGGGGUGGGGAGGCAUCGGGAAUCCCCAGCACCCCACAGACCAGCACCCUCCGUCAACGGCAGGGUCUCGGGUCCCCCCUUGGCGAGUACUGCCUGGAGCCGGUGGGGUUCCCCACACGGUUUCACUUCCCCCCCGUGGCGUGUGCCCGAGGGCCGCCUCGCCGGGGCUGGGCGGCAGAUUCCGGAGGCGCUGGCGGCAGCCGGGGCCGUGCCGUGCCGCCGCUGCCGGGCGCAGGUGCCGGGGCGGGUGCCCUCCCUCGGGGACGGCUCGGGUUUCUGGGCCCCGCCGGGGGCUGCUGGGCUGGCACCAGAUGCUCCAGCCCCACCGGGGCUUUGUUCGGAGCAGUUUCCUUUUGGCUCAGCCGUGCCGCCCUCCCCUUGGCACCAGGCCCGCUGUGCGGGGGGAGCCCGCGGCACAACCCCAGCCUCUGCCGGCACCCCCAGCCACAAGCGACCUGGCUGCGGCUCCCACGCAGCUCAUCUGUCCCGGUCCCUGGCGCGCUUGGGGACAGGCAGGAGCAGCCCUGAGGGGGCUGAGGAGCGGUGCCCCCUCCUCUCCAGGCUGGAGCAGCCUCGGUCCCCAGCCCAGGAGUGCGGGGGGAGCCCCAGCAGCCUGCGCUCGGCCCUGCCAGCAAUCGCCCCCACGGCCUCCACUCAGGGUGCCAUCGCUGGGCCCUGCCGCUGCCAGGCCACGCUGAGGGUCAGCGUCCGCCUGGUCCCUGCCCUCGCCGAGGAGGGGAGCCGGCAGGUCCUGCGGCAGCUCCGUGUCGACUGGCCCUCCGGCUCCGGUGGCUCGGCCCUCCCUGACACCGUCUCGGCCUUGAAGCGGGCGCUGGGCCGGUCACCCUGUGCCACAGCUUGUGAGCAGGGGCCAGGCGCAGCUGCGCUGCCUGAGGAUGUCAUCUGUAAAGUGCACUUGAAGAGCUUUGUGGAGCAGCAGGGCUUGGUGGGCUACGACCCCAAUCUAGAUGUCCUUCUGGUGACGGAGGGGAAGCUGCGGUCCCUGGCUGAGCUGCAGCAAGCUGUUCUGCAGUGUGCGGCUGGAGGCCAGGGGAGCUGCUGCAGCAUUGUGCAUGUGGUCAGCUGCGAGGAGGAAUUCCGGCAGCAGCAGUUGGACCUGCUCUGGAGGAUUUUGGACCCAGGAGCCCACACAGCUUUGCAGAAACACCUGGUCUGUGGGCCAGUGAAGGUGACAAACCCCUCAUCACCCAUUGGGGCAGACCAGUACUUCCAGCUCCGAAAACGCCAGAUGUACGAAGCCUCCGUGAUGAAGUAUGGGGAGCUUGCGCAAGAUGAGGCCUGGACUGAGGUGAUUGAUACCCUCACAGUGGCUGCCAUCAGGUUUGAGAUGCUGAGCACUGCUCACCGGAGUCAGAUCACCCUGGACCUGGAGGACAGCAGCAUCUCCACAAAGGGAACCAAGAGCGGCGCCUUUGUGAUGUACAACUGUGCCCGGCUGGCCACGCUCUUUGACACCUACCAGCGGGCUGUGGAGCGGGGAACAUACCCAGCUCUGCCACCAGUGUCAGAACUGAACUUCUCCUGCCUCCGGGAAGAGGGCGAAUGGCUCCUGCUCUUCAACUAUCUCCUGCCCUUCCCUGAAGUCCUGCAGCAGGCAGCAGAGCUGCCCACACCCACCAAGGGGAUCCGGAUCACAGCCAACACAGAGACAGUGUGCAAGUUCCUGAUACAGCUCAGCAUGGAUUUCAGCUCUUACUACAACCGGGUCCACGUCCUGGGGGAGCCAUUCCCUCACCUUUUUGACCAGAUGUUUGCCCGCCUCCAGCUGCUGGGAGCAGUGAGGGACAUGUUCCACAGCGCACUGGCAACUCUGCACCUCCCUCCUCUCAGCCAAAUCUGAGCCACCGCCAAAGAGCCUGCCAUGGUGUGACGGGCACCAGGACAGUGCGCCACCAGAGGAAGGACAGGCCACAACCUCCCUGGCAGGGUGAGGGGCUGCCCCACCAUCAGGCAGGGAGUCAGGGCAUGCCUCAGCCCUCACACAGGUGCUUCCCCUCCCACCACUCGUGGGGUUUGAGGGUUUGGCUAUGUGCACCUGCGGCUGUGCCCAGCGUGGGAGAUGGGUGCACCUGCCACAUCGAUGCCAGCAGAAGGGAGGAUGCCUGUGGCACCCUGUGAGCCAGGCUGGGGAGUACCAGGGGA
Haliaeetus leucocephalus (bald eagle) is the source of this 2687-nucleotide messenger RNA. It is a transcript of the gene DALRD3, whose product is annotated as DALR anticodon binding domain containing 3. Lineage: Eukaryota; Metazoa; Chordata; Aves; Accipitriformes; Accipitridae. Bases 1 to 2385 code for a protein of 794 amino acids. Gene Ontology annotation, biological process: arginyl-tRNA aminoacylation; tRNA C3-cytosine methylation. The record is from RefSeq and is a predicted model, not a curated record. Gene Ontology annotation, molecular function: arginine-tRNA ligase activity; tRNA binding; ATP binding. The transcript has 14 exons.